Messenger RNA from Dipodomys spectabilis (banner-tailed kangaroo rat), 570 nucleotides. It is a transcript of the gene Dynlrb2, whose product is annotated as dynein light chain roadblock-type 2. The record is from RefSeq and is a predicted model, not a curated record. The transcript is spliced from 4 exons. The coding region runs from base 86 to 376 and encodes 96 amino acids. Lineage: Eukaryota; Metazoa; Chordata; Mammalia; Rodentia; Heteromyidae. Gene Ontology annotation, biological process: microtubule-based movement. Gene Ontology annotation, cellular component: cytoplasm; centrosome; cytoplasmic dynein complex. Gene Ontology annotation, molecular function: dynein intermediate chain binding.
CUGUCUCCUAGCAACGGGGCAAGCGUUGUUAAUAUCCCCGGAGGCCUUGGUGCUGUCUUGAGCCUGAAGUCUCGCCGGCCACGCAAUGGCGGAGGUGGAGGAAACCCUGAAGAGGAUCCAGAGUCAUAAAGGGGUUAUUGGGACUAUGGUGGUAAAUGCAGAAGGCAUUCCAAUCCGUACAACCUUGGACAACUCAACCACAGUUCAAUAUGCAGGCCUUCUUCAUCAGCUCACAAUGAAAGCCAAGAGCACAGUCCGUGAUAUUGAUCCUCAGAAUGACCUCACCUUUCUUAGGAUCAGAUCAAAGAAACAUGAAAUCAUGGUAGCUCCAGAUAAGGAGUAUCUUCUGAUUGUCAUUCAGAAUCCAUGUGAGUAGACCUGCUACAGCCACGUCUGUCCUUGUGACACUGAGCUGGAAACAUUUCACUCCUUAGUGAUUCUUAAGACUGAAUUCCAAUCUAAGUCUGUGCACAUUCUUUUCUAUUUUUACAUCUAAAACUCAUCUACAUGUCCCUUUUGAUUACACUGCAAACUUGCACUUUUGCUACAUAAUAAACAAAUGCUGGCAUG